UGCUUGUCUACGACUGAAGGAACUUCACGGCGAACUUUGUUGCUUCGGCGCGACCUUUCUGAAGACAUGGCGGACAUCAAGGCCUUCGAGAAGGACGACUCUCCAGAUGGGUCCGGAGAGGUCCGCCGAGUUUCUGUGGCAUCGGUCGACUUGACGAACAACAUCGACGCAAAAGUGAGCAACCCACUCGCGGGUAUCUCGUAUGACGACCUCAUGAAAAAUGUCGAGGACUUUGCGCAAGAGAAGGACCUGAGUGAUCAACUGGAUCUCCUCAAGAAAGGAGCCUUGAUUGCCCAGGAUCCAGCCAACUUCGAAAGUCUCGACCAACUUGAUGAGCACGAAAAGGAGUUCUUGCGAUACGAGGCCAGUCACAAGUGGCGACAUCCAUGGCAGCUGUACAUGACAAUCAUCACUUGCUCCAUUGGUGCAGCCGUGCAAGGUUGGGAUCAGACUGGCUCAAACGGAGCGAAUCUCAGCUUUCCAGUCGAAUUCGGCAUUGGCAAUGGCGAGACUCCUGGCGCCCCAAACCAACUUCGCGACCAAUGGCUCGUGGGAGUCGUGAACGCUGGACCGUAUCUUGGAUCUGCUUUCAUCGGCUGCUGGCUCUCUGACCCUUGCAACUUCUACUUCGGGCGUCGUGGAACGAUCUUCAUCUCUGCCAUCUUCUGCUUACUCACUCCAAUCGGUGGCGCUGUCUCGCAGAAUUGGGAACAGCUGUUCAUCACUCGAUUGCUUAUGGGUAUUGGAAUGGGUCUGAAAGGAUCCUCUGUGCCAAUUUUUGCUGCUGAAAAUUCCCCUGCUAAAAUUCGUGGCGCUCUGGUCAUGAGUUGGCAGAUGUGGACUGCUUUCGGAAUUUUUCUCGGCUUCUGCGCCAAUCUUGCUGUGUACCGUGUUGGCGACAUUGCUUGGAGGCUGCAAAUCGGAUCUGCAUUUAUCCCAGCAGUGCCUCUCACUGCAUUGAUCUACUUUUGUCCGGAGUCACCUAGAUGGUACAUGAAGAAGAACAGAUAUCACAAGGCUUACAAGUCUUUGCUGCGACUACGAUUCCAUCCUCUGCAAGCAGCACGCGAUCUGUACUACAUUCACAGCCAACUUCAGGUCGAAGCCAGCAUCAUCGGAAAGAGCAACUACGUGACGCGAUUUGUGCAGCUCUUCACGAUCCCGCGUGUAAGACGCGCCACUCUUGCCAGUUUCACAGUCAUGAUUGCGCAGCAGAUGUGCGGCAUCAACAUCAUCGCCUUCUACUCCUCCACAAUCUUCCGCGAAGCCGAAGCCUCCGAACGCGACGCCCUCAUUGCCUCCUUCGGCUUCGGCCUCGUCAACUUCGUCUUCGCCUGGCCCGCAAUUUGGACAAUCGACACCUUCGGCCGCCGAUCUCUCCUCCUCUUCACCUUCCCUCAAAUGGCUUGGACCCUUCUCGCCGCAGGUCUCUGUUUCCUCAUCCCAGGAAACGGCCCAGCGCGCCUCGGUGCAAUUUCCCUCUUCAUCUACCUCUUCGCCGCCUUUUACUCUCCAGGUGAAGGGCCUGUGCCUUUUACCUACUCCGCCGAAGUCUUCCCCCUCUCGCACAGAGAAGUCGGAAUGGGAUGGGCAGUCGCAACCUGUCUCUUCUGGGCUGCUGUGCUUUCGAUUUCUUUCCCAGCUAUCCUUGGCGCUUUCACGCCAACGGGAGCGUUUGGGUUCUAUGCUGGAUUGAACAUUGUCGCAUUCGUGAUGAUUUUCCUUUUCGUGCCCGAGACGAAACAGCGUACGCUCGAGGAAUUGGAUUAUAUCUUUGCUGUGCCUGGAUCUCAGUUUAUUCGGUACCAGACUACCAAGGCUCUUCCUUGGUGGUGGAAUCGAUGGGUGCUGCUCCGUAAAGGAACAAAGCUAGAACCGUUGUAUAAAUUUGAUGAGACGAUUGAGAGGUCGCAGAAGGUUGGUGUUGCUUAGACUCAGACAAGUGAACAGGAUCCAGAGAAUAUCACGGGAUGUUUGUGGGUAUCACACGACGCGGAAUGAAAUGUUGGUCAUUGUUGUCUUGCACGAUGGGCUGGGAAUAAUGGGAAGGGGAAGUUGUUUGAGCUUUUAUAUACCCAAGUCGGCAUUCUUUUCAUGCCCUCAGCAGGACAAUACAAUCAUCACGAG
Messenger RNA from Cercospora beticola, 2127 nucleotides. Its product is annotated as sugar porter family MFS transporter. The record is from RefSeq and is a predicted model, not a curated record. Lineage: Eukaryota; Fungi; Ascomycota; Dothideomycetes; Mycosphaerellales; Mycosphaerellaceae. Gene Ontology annotation, biological process: transmembrane transport. Gene Ontology annotation, cellular component: membrane. Gene Ontology annotation, molecular function: transmembrane transporter activity.